This is a messenger RNA of Uloborus diversus, 882 nucleotides long. RefSeq lists its product as uncharacterized. The record is from RefSeq and is a predicted model, not a curated record. The coding region runs from base 1 to 705 and encodes 234 amino acids. NCBI's taxonomy places the organism in Eukaryota, Metazoa, Arthropoda, Arachnida, Araneae, Uloboridae. The transcript is spliced from 5 exons.
AUGGACAAAAGGGUAUGGAGCCAUAUAAUGGACUGCGUCAGGAAAUAUGUCAUUGAUUGCUCUUCAGAGGAGCAAAGAACGAAAUUUAAUGAAGCUGUAAGCAAUUCCAUAGAUUCUGUACAUGCGAUAUGUAGCUCUGAUCGUUACAGGCGAGAUUACUUGGAAUAUGCAACCUGUUUUCGGAAAGUUUCCAUGGAUAGCUGUGGCAACCAUUUCAGAAAAAUGGUAGACAGCGCUUAUAACCCACAUUCUUUAGAAUUACAUAUAUGUUGUGCUUACAGACAAUAUGAGAAGUGCGUUUCAGAACCCACUCAGAGAAUUUGUGGACCUCAAGCUUUGCAUAUACUUGACGAUUCCAUGUCUUCGUUACGAAGCCGAUGCGAGACAAUUACGAAAUCACUGAAGCCAUCGGACAAAAUAUGUCCAGCAGAAGGCAACAACGUUCAAGAUACGCAAGAGUAUCAACCAAGACCAGCAUUGCGUCACGUGGAGCAAACAUACAAUCCAUUAACCACAUCCAGUUACCUCCUCAACAGUCGUCCAGCUCCACAAUAUACGACCCCAUCUUGGACACCACGUACUGUAAUUUACCCGCUACCAGUGACCAGACACAGUAGCAGAAUAUCUCACAACGAUGCCUGGACAAUAUCAAGUUCUGCCAUAUGCUUACUAGCGUCUCUAUUGUUUGUUUUCUGUCUUUGUUAGCGACUGGUUUCAUAUUGAUACGGGGUUAUGGAAAUAGAGGGGAGUGAAAGUGAAAGAAAGCUUUCAAUUCAUGUUGUCUUGGCUUGCGAACUCGAUUGUGCUCUAAUAAAAUGGUUACUAAAUGGGUGUUGAAAUUUUUUCCUUGGAAUGUUAGUAGUAGUUGCAAUUUACAUAGCA